Molecule: messenger RNA, 2118 nt
Organism: Colletotrichum higginsianum IMI 349063
Lineage: Eukaryota; Fungi; Ascomycota; Sordariomycetes; Glomerellales; Glomerellaceae
Exons: 2
Coding region: 1-2118 (705 amino acids)
Source: RefSeq, a predicted model, not a curated record
AUGCCACCGUUACCCGGCUUCUCCGACAAUCCGUUCCGCUCCCGCGCCGACCUGGUCCGGGCGGCGGCGGCGCUGCUCCGGCCGCUGGAGCGGUACAAGUCUCCAGGAAAGGCGCGAGUCAGGCUUGCGACCGGCACCGCGGCCGGCUUUGACGAGGUCUCGGCGCAGCUGGAGGGAUUCGCGCGGCCGUUGUGGGCUGUUGCUGACCUGUUCGGCGAGGAGGGCGGGGUACGGGUUGCCAACGACUCCUCCUCCUCCUUGGAUCUAGGCUCCUGGGCGCGAGGAGUUGCAGCUGGGACGGAUCCCGAGUGUGAGGAGUACUGGGGGGACGUCGGAGAUAUUGAUCAGCGGAUGGUGGAGAUGGAGUCCAUCGCGUUCGCCCUGCUCGUCGCGCCGGAAGAGUUCCUUUCGGCGUGUGACGAGGCGGCGAAGGGCAGGUUAAGGGAGUGGCUGGGGCGCAUCAACGAGAGGGCGAUGCCGCAGAGCAACUGGCUCUGGUUCCGGGUGCUCGUGAACCUCGCCUCGGCCAGGGCCCUCGGGGUGGCGAUGGGGGACGUGAGGGCGUCCAUGGACCGCGAUUUCGAAGUCCUGGACUCGUUCUAUCUCGGGGAGGGGUGGUCGAGCGACGGGCUCUGGGGCGACGAGAGGAAGCAGGCGGAUUACUACUCGGGGAGCUUCUCGAUCCAGUUCGCGCAGCUGCUGUACGUGCGGUUCGCCGUCGGGGACGAGGAGAGAGUCGAGAGGUACCGACAGCAGGCGAGGGAGUUUGCCUCGGGGUUCUGGAGGUACUUUGACGUGGAUGGCGCGGCGAUCCCGUUCGGUAGGAGCUUGACGUACCGCUUCGCGUUCGCGGCGUUCUGGGCAGCCGCGGCGACGGCGGGCGUCGACCUCCCGCCUCCGGUCGACGACAUCGGUGUCGUCAAGGGUCUCCUGCUCCGGCACCUCCGGUGGUGGGCUGGACACCCCGACAUGUUCAACACGGACGGGACGCUGAACAUCGGGUUCGCGUACCCCAACAUGUACCUGAGCGAGGACUACAACUCGCCGCAGUCGGUGUACUGGUGCCUGAAGAGCUUCGUCGUGCUGGGGCUGGCGGAGGACCACCCGUUCUGGGCGAGCGAGGAGGCAGCCCACCCCCUCGACGGCGGGGGUUCUUCUCCAUCAACACCGGAGAGGGUCAGGGUGGUCUGGCCGCCGAGGCAGGUCCUCUGCAACUCCCCCGAGCACCACUUCCUCCUCUCGGCUGGCCAGAUGACGAGGAAGAACUUCAAGGCGCGGGAGGCCAAGUACGGCAAGUUCGCGUACUCGUCCGCCUUCGCCUUCAGCGUCCCGACGGGACCGCUGCUGUCGCAGAUGGCGCCGGACAGCACCCUUGUCGCUAGCGUCGACGGGGGCGAUACCUGGAGCGUGAGGCGGGAGCCGACGGGCGUGAGGGUCGAGACGGUGGAGGUACGGGGGCGACGGAGUGGGGGGUUCCGGGAGGUGCUGGCGUUGGUCAGCGUCUGGAGGCCGUGGAGGUGGCUCGACCUGCGGGUCGAGACGGCCUUGGUCCCCGUCGCGGAGGAGUUUCCUGGGUGGCAUGUCCGCGUUCACAGAGUUGAAUGGGAUCCGGAAAAGGGGCUUCCCGACGGGGUUGGGGGCGCGCAACUCGUGGACGGGGGGUUCGCCAUCAACUCGCAGACCUCGAAGGGAAACUUCCUCCCCAAGAGGGAUACUCUGGAGGUGGAUGGGCAAUGUUUCACCGAGAGAGACGACGGUUGCCUCGUUCUGUCCGAGGCCGGCGCCAGCGGGAUAGCCGACGUUGUUCUCGAGGGAGGGAAUCCGCGGGGAGGAGAUGUCGAUAGGGGCGCGUGGGUGCUGAGGCCGGAUCCCAACACGAACCUCGUGUCGCAGAGGACGUUCAUCCCCGCGCUGAACCACCAGUUCAGUCUUGAUCAGACGGGGGCGGCCGGGCAAAAGAAGGUGGACUCGCUGUGGAUGGCUUCUGGGGUUUUCGCUGUUAGUGCCGCGGCUGGGCUCGGUGUCGGCGAGGUGAAGGGCAUGUGGGAGGAGAAGCCUCGGGUCGAGAUCAUCGCGGGGGCGGUUUCGGGGCCGGGAUUCCGCGUCGUUGGGUCCUGA